Messenger RNA from Symbiodinium pilosum, 1743 nucleotides. The record is from the annotation of a GenBank genome assembly. NCBI's taxonomy places the organism in Eukaryota, Dinophyceae, Suessiales, Symbiodiniaceae.
AUGAAGGAGGUUGGAGUGGACGUUCUUGAUCUACUUGCAGGGUGGCAUCUUCUCAGCAGAUCUGGUGCGCCGAGGCGGACCCAUAUCCAGCUGAAGAGUUUGUGCCAGGGUUCGCUCAACUACCAAAAAGUAUCGCAGGCCCUUCUCAAGAUGUUUGGCGGCGAUCACAAGCCAAACAUUCGAGAUUUGCUCAAGGUCGGCACCUCGCAGGGCGAGAACAGCUAUUUGACGGAAGAGGGUGACGAGGCCUACUUCUACGAAGACACUGACUUCCAUGGCGAGGACGAUUGGAACUACGACGAGGACGUGUACCAGUCCGAGAGCAACUACAUGAACCACCAGAGGAGGAUCAACAGCUACCAGCUUCUCGACAACCACGCAGAGAACGCUCAAGAUCCCAGCGCUGAGCAAGUCCUGGCAGGGAUAAUCCGUGCCCGUGCUCGGGCUCUCGACGGGCUUCCCCCUUUGACAAAGGCUCUCGAAAGCAUGCCAGACAACAAGUGGACCGGUGACAUGGACCUCGACGAUGACGCUCUCCUUGUGGCUACCGAGCUCGAUGAGAAGCACAGUGCAUGGAUAAAGACAAGCACCUCAGAAAAAGCAGUACCCAUGAGUUUUCUUCUCAAGCACAGGGACAAAGGCGGAUCCAAAGUUGCCAAUGCCCGCAUCAUCCUCCAAGGCUUCCGGCACUCCGACGUCACGACAGAGAAGUUGGACACUGAGCCGAUCGAAUUGAUCAUGAAGUCCGUAUCUUUGCUGUGCCAAAUUCUGACAUCAGACAUCAUCAGACGACGUCUUGCUCGACUCAUUGGCCUGAGGGACGACGAGAUCAUGAGGAUUUCGAAGCCCGCUUCUGGCGAUGUACGAGCGCCUCGACAGUGGUACUCGACAGCAGACCUCGUGGACACGGAUGAGAUGAAGCUGGCGCGACAACGCUUGGACAAGUGCCUCUACCUCAAUGUUCGCAAAGCUGUGGGUGGCGAUGAAAAGUUUCGAGUUUUCAAUCGGAAUGGCGCCGCCUACGUUGUGGACGGCAUCUGUGGCAUCCACGUCGACGACUUGGUGUCUGGCGGUGAAGGUGUCAACAGCAAGGCCGAUGUCGAGCAACAGGGUCCGGAGCAUUUUGUCUGCUACAAAGAUCGUGCUCAGACGUUGCUACACCGCUUCCCUUUUGGGAGCGUGGACUUCACCCGCAACCAGGCCUUCUGCGACAUCCAGCUCGAGCAGGGCAUGGCUCACGACUCCGUUGCCAUUGUUGUCGGCUUCUGCUUCGCUCUUGCAAUCCACAACCACGGCGACUUCUCCGAAUUGGUCUUUGGCGUCUACACAGACGCGGCCUGGGCAGUUUGCCCAGAUGGGUCUUUGCAAGAUAGAAUGGUCAUCUUUGUUGCGAGCAGGCAGGAAGUGGAGUCGGGCAAGCCUUUUCCUCUGACUGUGCUGGACUGGUCGUCAAAGAAAUUGACGAGGGUCUGCCGAUCUUCCUUUUCGGCAGAGACGCAAGCUGCAGCCAACGCCGUCGAUGAGUUGGACCGGGCUCGCACAGUUUGGCAUCUCAUGGUGUGGCUGUUCAAGGACCUCAGCAAGGUCACCGACAACAACUCCACGGGCGCCAGCGCCAUCACGAAUGCGAGGUCCUUGUAUGAUGCCGCGAACUCCAUGAGCGCAGGCCUCAAGCUCACGAAGCGAAGAUGCGCCAUCGAACUCACCAUGUCUACCGAGCGCUUGAAAGCAAUGGGCAGCUGA